Molecule: messenger RNA, 1710 nt
Organism: Anopheles nili
Lineage: Eukaryota; Metazoa; Arthropoda; Insecta; Diptera; Culicidae
Exons: 5
Coding region: 61-1482 (473 amino acids)
Source: RefSeq, a predicted model, not a curated record
GCAGAAGCACCAUCAACGGUAUCGCGACAGCUGGAGCACGGUGAUAUAUAAAAAUAAAAAAUGAUCCUCCCGAAGGCGACAUCCCUGCAGUGGUGGUGUAUUUUUAUACUCUACACCCAACGCACCGAUAGUGCAUCGUUCUUCUCAAAUGCCGAACCGACGACCACCGGUACUGCGGGUCUGUUAUCGUUGUGUGCGGAAAAUGGAGAAUCCAGUGAGCAGUACGUCAGCGAUAAGGGCGCUACAUCGAGCGUGCUGUUAGCUCUACGCCCUGAACACGGCAAACCCUCCUGCAAGCGCCAGUUCCGGGCUCCUGAUGCGUACAACUUUUUCGUCCGGAUGCAACGCAUUCCAGCCACGGGCAGUCAUCGCAGCUCAGCGAGCAGAAAGUACAACGGCAACAAAUCCAGCAACAGCACCCACAGCUGCCCCUUAACUAUCUCUCAGUCCGCAAAUGGGGAGGUGUUGCCAUCGUGGCGCCUUGAUCCCUGUCUGCUUGAGACGGCCGGCGGCAUUCAGGAGGAACCGAUGCGAUUGCUGCAGGGCAAGCUGAAUAUCGUCUGGAACCAUGACGGGAACGCAGCCAACUACCGACUUCAGAUCACGGUCGUCGGCCAAGGGGCGGUAUGUCUGGAGCGAGAAAAGCACUCCUGUCUCGAGUACGUCGGCAUGCCGUUGCUGUGUAUCGCCCGCGAAUUGGUCUGUGAUGGGCUGCCAAACUGUCCCCCACUCGGUACUGAGGUCAGCGAUGAAAAUGAAGCGAUGUGCAUAAAACACCGCCAGCAGGAAUACUCGGAAAACCCCGUCCAAUCCGUGUUCCGACAGUACAUCCAAAACACGAUAAAGUCAUUUUUCGGUGGCGAACCGAAAGAACUACCCUCGAAGCCUCCAUUCGGUGAGGUGGACAUUGCGUUGGAGCAAAAAUUUGGAUCCGUCUACUCUCCGCCAGCUUUGCCGCCGCCAACGAUGGCAUCACCAACCACCGAAUCUGCACCACCGCCCAAAAAACACCGCAGCAGCAUGACCGGACUGUCGAAGUACGGCCCGUGGGGUUAUCUGUUCCUCGGCAUGCUCAUAUGCGGCAGUGCGUUGCUGAUUUGCGGUCUUUGGGAGUGCUGCUGCCGAACGCACAAACCCGAGCCUAAUCCGGAUGAUUCGCUGCCGGAUCCGGUGCCAUCGUUUCUGCAAACGUCAUCACCCGGGCCUGGAAUGGGAUCCGGUGGUAGCACGCCUAGCCACAAUCUACCUCAGUAUGGGGAGCUUGACCCACCGCCCGCAUACUCGGUGCUGUUUCCUACGCAGAAACCCUCCGACAACAGCGACAACGCAUCCCCGGUGGUACCGGCCACAAUGACCACCAGUAGUCCUAGUAUUAGUAGCAACAACAACACCACCACCACCGGCGACGAUGGCCAUUCGCAAGUGCAGGCGGUGGUGGCCUCUGACGAGCCACCAUCGGUUUCGUCGACAACCCUUCCUUAGUCCUGCCUAGCUUAGUUAGGAUUAGUUUCAUGAGACGGUGUGUCAGAGAGAGAGAGAGAGAGAGCGAGAGAGAAAGAGAGAGAGAGAAAGAGUGCGAGAGUACGAGAAGGUAGUAAUAAACACGGCAGUAUUUUUGGAUCCGUCGUAUCUGUAGGCUAGGUGACAAAAUUUCUUUUUUCUUUCAAUUUUCAAUUUUACGUCACUAUUCUAAACCUAAUCCCACACACG